GAAAAAGGGAAUCUGUGCAGAGGAUUCAAAAUCAAUCAAUUAUUAAUAGAUUCAGUCAUCAGUUGGACUGGUCUGUGGUCUUGCUCCAAUUCCCAUAGCAAAAUGUCUUCUUCAAUUCAUGAAUGAGAUAGAGAGAGAGAGAGAGAGAAGGUUUCUUGUUCAGGGCAAGCAGAUUUGCAGCAAAUGAUGGUUCUUCUUUUUGGGGUUUCCUAAUGAAAUAAGGUCCAGCUAAAAGUUCCCAGUUUUGCUGCUUACAAUCUUGGUCAAAAAUCAGUGAUGUAAUAAUGUCUGUCAUGGCUGCUGCUUUGUUCACUGCAAGUUUAAAUUGAGGUUUUAGGAGUUUCAGAGUUUAUUCAUGGCGGAAGAAGCUAAACAAAUCCCUGCCGUUGAUCCCAAGUCCCUCACCAUCAAGAUUGUUUCUUCUUCUCCGCCGGAUUCUUGUCUGCCGUCUCCGCCGUCUUCUGCAUUUGUUUCAGCGUUACAGUCGCCGUACAUUUCUCCCAGGGCGACUCUACCCGAAAAUCCCGCUCCCUCGCCGCCGGUAUCCUCGUACUGUGGGUCCCAGUCCGAUGAUGUUCCGAGCACCUCGUACAGCACUCCACCGCCGGAAAGAUGCGAUUUUUCCGACGACCCAAUGCUCAAGAUUGUCACGGUGUCGGGACCCGACACUGAUCCUCGGAUUUCCUUCUCGUUUCCGGUCCCCCGGAUUUCGUUCGCCAAAGGCUCCGUCUCGCCGGCGGCCAACGCCAAACUCCGGAGCUGCGACGUGUACAUAGGAUACCACGGGGAAAACCCGAAUUUGGGGCGGUUCUGUAAAUGGCUAAAAUCGGAGCUUGAGCUUCAAGGAAUCGCAGGUUUUGUAGCAGACCGAGCAAAAUACAGCGAUAAUCAGAGCCACGAAAUCGCCGAUCGCGUUAUUUGUUCAGUCACGUUCGGCAUUGUUAUCGUCACUAAUCACAGCCUCUUUAACCAUACAACGGUCGAAGAACUAAGAUUCUUCGCGCAGAAAAAGAAUUUAAUCCCUUUGUUCUUCGGCACAGACGCCACUGAAAUCUCAACCCUAACCCUCGCAAACCCAGAAAACAAGAAAUGCAAAGAAGCAUUGGAUGCAGUGUUAAAGUGCCACGAAUAUAAGCUGGAAGCCAAGGAAGGGAAUUGGAGAAGCUGUGUAUCAAAAGCAGCAGGGAUUUUGAGGGCAAAGCUUGGGAGGAGAAGUGUUGCAGAGAAGAUGAACCCAGAAGGAUUAGAGGAGCUGCCAUUUCCAAGAAACAAACAUUUUGUGGGAAGGGAGAAAGAAAUCAUGGAGAUUGAAGCAGCUUUCUUUGGGUCUGGGGAUUCUUUUGAGCAAGAAAAUGGGCAAUCUGAAGGACUUGCAGAUGACGAGAGCGAAAUCGAUGGAGGCAGAGGGAAAUACAUUAAUCUGGAAGUUGGAAGGUGUAACAAUGGAGAGACUUGGGUGGAGAGAAAUUCAGUGAAAAGGUCCAAAUACAAGAAAUCAAAAAGCUGCAAAGAUAGGAGCUUUGGCAGCAGUGUUGUAUGCAUAAGUGGAUUACCAGGUGGGGGAAAAACUGAGCUUGCAUUGGAAUUUGCUUACAGAUAUUGGCAGAGAUACAAAAUGGUUUUGUGGGUUGGAGGGGAAGCAAGGUACUUUAGGCAAAAUAUACUGAACUUAUCAGUGAAUUUAGGGUUAGAUGUGAGUGCAGAUGCAGAGAAGGAAAGAGGGAGGAUAAGAAGCUUUGAUGAACAGGAAUCCGAAGCAUUCAAGAGAGUUAAAAGGGAGAUAUUCAGAGACAUGCCUUAUCUGCUGAUUAUUGAUAAUAUUGAGACCGAAAACGAAUGGUGGGAAGGGAAAGACCUUCAUGAUUUAAUCCCAAGCAACACCGGUGGCACUCAUGUGAUCAUCACAACGAGGAUUUCGCGGGUGAUGAACAUGGAUCCACUGCAGCUUCAUCCGUUGCCUGUAUCUGAUGCAACGGCUUUGAUCCACGGGAGACACAAAAGGCAGUAUCCGGUUGGAGAGGAAGAAUUCGUCAACAAAUUCAACGAGAGGCUUAGGAGCUUGAGUUUCGGGCUGUCAGUCGUUGGAUCCCUUCUCACCGAGCUUGCAAUUCCCCCUUCUGUUCUGUUUGAAGCUGUGAACCAGGUCCCUCUUGAAGACACUCACUCUAAUCUCACCAUUGCUGAGGAACAGUUCUGCAGAAGCAACCCUUUUCUGAUGAAAACGCUCGCGUUUUCAUCAGCUGUUUUGCAGCAAAGCAAGAACCUUUUUGCUUCAAGAAUGCUCCAGGUUGGGGCAUGGCUAGCCCCCACACCUAUCUCAGUUAAUAUACUAGCUGCAGCUGCAAACAAAAUACCUGAUUCUGGGAACAGGCUGAGGAAAUGGACCAAAUGUAUGAAACUUGGUUUGUUUUGUUGCCUAGGAAACCAGACAUGGAAGAGUGAAGAAGAAGCAGCUUUUCUGCUAGUCAAAUUGGGUUUGGCCAGGAAAUCCAACAGACAACCAGGAUGUUGGAUUCAGUUACAUCCUAUUACUCAGGUUUUUGCAAAAAGAAAAGAUGGAUUAGGAUUAGGAUUAGGAUUAGCUGCAGCCAAAGCCACAGUCCAAGGAGUAAGAAGAAUGGGGAAUCCACACACAGAUUCAGACCAUUUCUGGGCUACUGCUUUCCUCGUAUUCGGGUUCAAAUCAGAACCCCCGAACGUCCAACUAAACGCCACAGAAAUGCUCCUCUUCAUCCGAAAAACAGCACUCCCAUUAGCCAUCAACGCCUUCACAACCUUCUCGAGAUGCAACUCCGCCUUGGAGCUCCUCAAAGUGUGCACAAACGUGCUCGAAGAAGUGGAGAAGUCAUUCGUGUCGCAGAUUCAGGAUUGGCACCACGCGUCGCUCUGCUGGAAGAAGACGGCGCUGCUGCAAUCCAACCAGAGAGUCGACGAAUACGUGUGGCAAGAGGUGACGCUGCUGAAAGCCACACUGCUCGAAACCAGAGCGAAGCUGCUGUUGAGAGGCGGCCAUUUCGACAGCGGGGAGGAGCUCUGCAGAACCUGCAUUAGUAUCAGGACAGUGAUGCUUGGCCACAACCAUGCUCACACAUUAGCUGCUCAACAAACACUGGCAAAAUUAGUAAGAAUGAGGAGUAAAAUAUGAUGUUUUUUUUUUCCAAUUCUCUUUGAAGACAACUUGAGGUAGCUCA
Messenger RNA from Ipomoea triloba (trilobed morning glory), 3191 nucleotides. RefSeq lists its product as uncharacterized. Gene Ontology annotation, biological process: recombinational repair. The transcript has 3 exons. NCBI's taxonomy places the organism in Eukaryota, Viridiplantae, Streptophyta, Magnoliopsida, Solanales, Convolvulaceae. Gene Ontology annotation, molecular function: ADP binding; ATP hydrolysis activity. The record is from RefSeq and is a predicted model, not a curated record. The coding region runs from base 356 to 3145 and encodes 929 amino acids.